GAAGUUAUCGGGGCGACAGCGUCGUUAGCAUUUUGCGAGCGGCAAAGUGAAUUUAUAAUUCUCGUGCGGAUGUUUAGCCAGAUUUAAUCCUCAAAUAAUAUGAAGAAAAAUAAGCCGCUGCUGCACGACCACCUGAUAACGAUCCGAGUGAAGAAGUACCUCGAGGAACACAUUGGGGAAACAUACCUGGAUGUGAAGCAGAUGACCCGGGAGUUGAUGCAAAAGUACCCGGAGUAUUCGCGUCGCAAAUUCGGUCCCUUCAGGCAAUUGGUGCACCAAGCCUUUUCCAUCAUCUCGGAUAGCUACAAUUUGGACAAGGUUAGCAGCUCGGAGGACGAGUGCGUCAGCGAGGAAUUCGAGGCCCCACCGGUCAAUAGUGUCAUGAACAAUAUGAUGAACAGCCUGUAUUCACAGCCGUUGAAACCACUGGCUGCAAAGCCAAUCAGCGAACCCAUCGACAUAUCCAGUGGAGACGACAACGACGAUGACUCCAAUACCAAAACCACCAAUGGCGAAGUUCCAACUCCUGCUCCACCGUCAGCUCAGCCCAAUGCGCUGAAGCGUCUAAUGGAAGAGUUGCCAGAGUCCACGGUGGUAGCCAAGAAAUCAGCUAAGCCGAAUUCUACUCAAGGCGGUUGUCCGGACUCGGCCCACAAAUAUCUGGCAAGUGGUCCCAGAGGCAAAAAACCCUCUGAGGACUCCGGACCACGCAAGGACCAUCGUAAUGCGCCCGGCUUGUAUCAACAACUGCAUCAAAAUCAAAAUCAAAACCUAAAUCGUGAUCGCCCACGGAAGUACAAGAAGGAGCUGGAUGUGCAGCACACCACCGAGAGUUUCCGCGACAUCGGAGGCAUGGAUAGCACUCUCAAGGAGUUAUGCGAGAUGCUUAUCCACAUUAAGUCGCCAGAGUUUUAUUUUCAAUUGGGACUGCUGCCCUCACGGGGUCUUUUGUUACAUGGUCCGCCUGGAUGUGGUAAAACUUUUCUAGCUCGUGCCAUCAGUGGGCAAUUGAAAAUGCCCCUGCUGGAAGUGCCGGCCACCGAACUAAUUGGCGGCAUUUCUGGUGAGUCAGAGCAGCGUAUUCGGGAGGUCUUCGACCAGGCCAUAGGAUACUCGCCCUGCGUGCUGUUCAUUGACGAGAUCGACGCCAUCGGGGGCAAUCGUCAGUGGGCAGCAAAGGAUAUGGAGCGUCGCAUUGUGUCACAACUGAUCAGCAGCUUGGAUAACCUCAAGACCAACGAGUUUGGUCAGUCUGUGGUCGUCAUAGGCGCCACCACGCGUCCCGAUGUCUUGGAUCCUGGUCUACGACGCGUCGGUCGCUUCGAUCACGAAAUUGCCAUACACAUUCCAUCGCGCAAGGAACGCCGAGAGAUUCUGCGCAUCCAGUGCGAGGGAUUAUCCGUCGACCCGAAACUUAAUUACGAUAAGAUUGCUGAGCUAACACCUGGUUACGUGGGCGCUGAUCUGAUGGCUCUAGUUAGCCGCGCUGCUUCCGUAGCGGUUAAGCGUAGGUCGAUGAAAAAGUUCCGCGAACUGCACGCUGCCAGUGAGAAGAAUAUGACAACCGUGACCUUGGAUGACGAUGAGCCCAUCGAGGAGCCAAGCGAUAAAGCUGAAAAAGAAGCAGAGGCUAAAUCUAAACCUGAUAAAAACCCUGAAAAAGAAGAUGAGGCAGUUGCAAAAGAUGAUGGCGAGAAGAAUCCAACCGAAAAGGACAAAGAAGCGAAGGAGGUUACUAAAGAUGAUGGCGACAAGAACCCAACCAAGGAGGAGACAACUAAAGAGGAUAAAUCCAAACCUGAAACUCCCAAGAAAGAGACUAAUGGCAAGUCACCUCAAAAAUCCAAGGAUACCGCCAUGGAAGUUGAUGAAGAAGCUUUGAAAACACCUGAAAAGCCGGAGAAACCCAAAGAGCAGACAGCAGACUCCUCCAAUAACGAAUACUACGAGCCCACACUGGCCGAGCUAACCAACUUUCUGGACAAUCCACCCGAGGAGUUCGCCGAUCCGAAUUUCUGCCUCACUCUCAUCGAUUUCGUAGACGCCAUCAAGGUGAUGCAGCCGUCAGCAAAACGCGAGGGCUUUGUGACGGUGCCGGACACCACUUGGGAUGACAUUGGAGCCUUGCAAGACAUUCGCGAUGAACUGAAGCUGGCUGUCCUAGCGCCCGUUAAGUAUCCUGAGAUGCUUGACAGGCUUGGAUUGAAUGCCCCCUCGGGCGUUCUGCUCUGCGGUCCACCGGGUUGUGGUAAAACUCUCCUUGCCAAGGCAAUUGCCAAUGAGGCCGGCAUUAACUUUAUAUCGGUGAAGGGUCCCGAGCUGAUGAACAUGUAUGUUGGAGAGAGCGAGCGCGCUGUGCGUGCUUGCUUCCAACGAGCUCGCAACUCUGCACCCUGCGUCAUCUUCUUUGACGAGUUCGACUCCUUGUGCCCCAAGCGAUCCGAUGGUGGCGAUGGCAACAAUUCCGGAACCCGCAUUGUCAAUCAGCUGCUGACGGAGAUGGAUGGUGUUGAAGAGCGCAAGGGUGUUUACAUCCUGGCGGCGACCAACAGACCGGACAUAAUUGAUCCGGCAAUCCUGCGACCGGGUCGAUUGGACACCAUUCUGUACGUCGGUCUGCCUGAGAAGAGCGAGCGUGCAGAGAUUCUUAAGGCCACCACCAAGAAUGGAAAGCGUCCUGUGCUGGCCGAGGAUGUGGAUCUGGACGAGAUUGCUGCACAAACUGAAGGCUAUACUGGUGCAGAUCUGGCAGGACUGGUUAAGCAGGCCUCUAUGUACUCACUGCGCCAAUCCCUUAAUAAUGGUGACACUAAACUCGAUGAUCUUUGCGUACGCAGCCAACAUUUCAAAGAAGCUCUGCAGCAGCUGCGUCCCUCAGUUAGCGAAAAAGAUCGCAAAAUAUACGAUAAACUGCGCAUGAAAUACGCAGCACCUAGGGUACCCACCUUUGAUGAUAAGUAACUCUCUCAACAGAAAUGGAUUUGUUGUUUUAGUCGAUAGGCGCACCCGCAAACCAAAAAGAAUGUGAAUUGCGAGGAUUAACGAAUAAUUUUCAAUACAUUAAAUGUAAUGUUACUCGGAAACUGGAGUAUUUCUUUGAUAUGUGAGCCUUUCUAAAAAGCGAAAUGUAUUUCUUUUUAUUUUAUACAGCGGAAGGGUUUAAGUUUCCAUUAAAGAUAUCAAUUGUAAACUAA
Molecule: messenger RNA, 3194 nt
Organism: Drosophila ficusphila
Lineage: Eukaryota; Metazoa; Arthropoda; Insecta; Diptera; Drosophilidae
Gene: smid
Product: nuclear valosin-containing protein-like
Exons: 9
Coding region: 100-2961 (953 amino acids)
Biological process (GO): ribosome biogenesis
Cellular component (GO): nucleus
Molecular function (GO): ATP hydrolysis activity; RNA binding; ATP binding
Source: RefSeq, a predicted model, not a curated record